Messenger RNA from Rattus rattus (black rat), 1672 nucleotides. It is a transcript of the gene Ift46, whose product is annotated as intraflagellar transport 46. The transcript is spliced from 13 exons. The record is from RefSeq and is a predicted model, not a curated record. Gene Ontology annotation, biological process: intraciliary transport; cilium assembly. Lineage: Eukaryota; Metazoa; Chordata; Mammalia; Rodentia; Muridae. Bases 472 to 1377 code for a protein of 301 amino acids. Gene Ontology annotation, cellular component: intraciliary transport particle B; motile cilium; centrosome.
GUCCUCCGUUAGCCAAGGAUUUGCUGGGAGUUUGGGUAGAAUUGUGGCGCAUCGUCCUUCUGUCCUUUCUUUUUCUUCGCCUGCGUUUAUUUGUUGCUUUUUCUUAAAGUUCAUAAAACCACUCAAUGGAAUAUGUAAAAUAAUCUGUGAACAUGAGGAACUAGUAUCUAGAAUAAUUAACGUCUAGAACUCUGUAAUAAAACCGGCAUGGUGUCCCUUCACCUGUAAUCCCAGAACACCAAUCUUGCAGAUUUGGUUUUCCCCUGCUUCAAAAAUGAAAGAAGAGAAAUGUAUGUUCACAAGUAUCCUUGGUAAGGAGAGCCUUAGAGGCCAUAUAAGACCAAAAUUGUUGAGAACCAGACAUAUGAUGAGCGUCUAGAGAUUAACGACUCGGAAGAGGUUGCCAGUAUUAGCACUCCAACCCCAGGACAUCAAGGCCCUCCUUUUUCUGCCGCUCUUCCCAGCAAGGUGAUGGCUGAUAACAGCAGUGAUGAGUACGAGGAGGACAACAAGGAGAAGAAGAAGCCCUCACAGCUGACCCCUCAGCAAGGCUUCAGUGAGAAUGAUGACGACGAUGACGAUGACUCCUCUGAGACCGACUCUGAUGACGAUGACGAUGACGAGGAGCAUGGAGCACCCCUGGAAGGGGCCUAUGAUCCUGCAGACUAUGAGCAUCUGCCAGUCUCGGCUGAGAUCAAGGAGCUCUUUGAGUACAUUAGCCGGUACACACCUCAGUUGAUUGAUCUGGACCACAAACUGAAACCUUUCAUUCCUGAUUUUAUCCCAGCUGUUGGGGAUAUUGAUGCAUUUUUAAAGGUGCCGCGUCCUGAUGGAAAGCCUGACCACCUGGGCCUCUUGGUGUUAGAUGAACCGUCUACCAAGCAGUCGGACCCUACCGUGCUUUCCCUGUGGUUAACAGAGAAUUCCAAGCAGCAUAACAUUACGCAACAUAUGAAAGUAAAGAGCCUAGAGGAUGCAGAAAAGAAUCCCAAAGCCAUUGACACCUGGAUUGAGAGCAUCUCUGAGUUACACCGUUCCAAGCCCCCUGCGACUGUGCACUACACCAGGCCCAUGCCCGACAUUGACACUCUGAUGCAGGAGUGGUCCCCUGAGUUUGAAGAGCUCCUGGGAAAGGUGAGUCUGCCCACUGUCGAGAUCGAUUGCAGCCUGGCUGAGUACAUUGACAUGAUCUGUGCCAUCCUGGACAUUCCUUUCUACAAGAGCCGGAUUCAGUCCCUCCACCUGCUCUUUUCCCUCUACUCAGAAUUCAAGAAUUCCCAGCAUUUUAAAGCUCUUGCUGAAGGCAAGAAAACAUUCACUCCUCCCUCCAACUCUGCCUCCCAGGCUGGAGAUGCGGAGACACUGAGUUUCAUCUGAGCCUCCUCUUGGGGAUGUGCUUCAAAGUCAGGUGAACAUGGUCUCUGUUGGCAGCUUAACAUCUCCCUGCUCCACAGUUGGGCCCUGGCCACACCAGUCCUGCUGCCUUGUCUUUGAGAGCAGGGCACACCUGGGCUACACCUGCCUCCCUUUGCCUUUCCCGAGGAAGGAUGUGUCCACACUGCUGUGGGCAGCUGAGUUGGAAGAACUGGGACUCUGAGAGCCUCAGAACUUCCAGAGACACACAGACUGUUCUGUCAGGUUAUGAUGGAAUAUAUAUUGGUUUUCACCCAUG